GCGGGAACGGCUCUGCCCGGGUGAGGGCUGGGGCCACUGCCCGGAUGAGGGGCGGGAACGGCUCUGCCCGGGUGAGGGCUGGGGACACUGCCCCGGUGAGGGGCGGGAACGGCUCUGCCCGGGUGAGGGCUGGGGGCACCGCCCCGGUGAGGGGCGGGAACGGCUCUGCCCGGGUGAGGGCUGGGGCCACUGCCCGGAUGAGGGGCGGGAACGGCUCUGCCCGGGUGAGGGCUGGGGGCACUGCCCGGAUGAGGGGCGGGAACGGCUCUGCCCGGGUGAGGGCUGGGGGCACCGCCCCGGUGAGGGGCGGGAACGGCUCUGCCCGGGAAAUAACCAAAGAGCUCAAAGCUGCGCUGGUGCCCCUCACUGCUGGUGCCCCCUCGCUGGUUCACAGCAGCAUCCGCCUGCCCAGGGGCACCUGAGGGCGCCGAGACAUCAGAUGCAUCUUCACACCAAUGGAUCAGGCAUCUACAAACAGCUCCAUUUCACUACCAGAACAUCCUCCAGCUGGACAGCAAACCCUAACCUUAGAAAAACAGUGAUCAUGCCAAAAUUUCUGUCAAGCUCACUGUGAUUAAUAGACCUCAGACUGUAAGGAGGGAGUAUUGAUAUCAUAAAUAACACACUUCAUAAAGAAGGUUAAUUUUCAGACUAUCCAGAAGCAAUCUACAGACCCCUAAAAGUCAUAGGCAGGCUGAAAAUGAAGAUAAUUCUCCCAAUACUGCCAGCAAAAUAACUUAUGGAGCAGUGUUUUCCCUAGCGAGCUCACAUGUAAGUGCCUAACCUAAGACUCUUAAAGUAAUCAUCUUAUCAGCCCUUACUAUGUCAUCCUGUACCCUUAAAGAAAGACAAAAAUAGACUGUUGAAGGAUUUAUGAUGAAAACACUCCUGUUCUCAUAAACUUGCAUCUGAGCCUAGGUGAAUGGUUUCCUGCAUGCUGGGAAAAGGAAUGAAUUAAAAAUAAAUUAGAAGAAUAUGAAGAGAUCAAAUAAUAGAUUUUUAAUAUUUGUUAUCUGGAUAAUGAGCAUAGCAGAGAAACUGGAAAGUAAUUUGCUAAGUGAGACAAGCAGUAAGACACUCAGGAAGAUGGAAUGGAAAUAUCUUGGGGAAUAUCUGGCAAAUUAAACAAUUUCAAUUAGGCUUACGAGAAAACAAGGAAAUCCAUGCCAGAUUGAGGAGAGAAGCAUUGAAAAUCACUUGGAAUCCUGAUGGCUUCUCAAAUAACCCAUCAAUUCAGAGCAUUGUGAUUCUCAGAGCAGUAGGCAGCUCAGAGAAAUUUAAGUUAUUAAUUCCCCUUUUUGUUUUCCCCCAAGGAAAAUAAAUCUUCUACUUAAGUAUACAAAACCAAGAUUUUACUGGUAAAGUUAAAGAGGUUAUUAUGAAAGAUCAAGUUUAUUAUCACUGAUGUGUUUGGUUAAGGUCUCAAGAGCAAAAUAAAAACGUUCCUGAAUGGAAGCUGCUUCACCCCACCUUUUUUUUUUUUUUUUAAGAAUUUUUAAAAUAAACUUAUAAACCCCACAGUAAAUAUUGCUCAGCUGCUGCAACAAACCAAAUGUAGCAGAGUACCUGACCUUUUGUUAUUUUUAAAAUGCACUGGCUUCUUCCUCACAAAUAAUGACUGUUUUAGCAUUUAUCAACAAAAUAUGCAUAGAAAAGUAAGGUGAGCUUGAUUAAAAUAGUCACUGACUAAAGGAACUUUCUGGCAGUUUUACUGGUGACAUCCUAAAAUAAACGUAUUGAAAAAAAAAGAAUACUUGGCCAAAUGUAAUUUAUCAUGAACAAAGUCUCUAAUAUUCCAUAUUCCAGGGCCAAAAGCUUUGAUCCUUGCUGGAGACGUGGUAUUGAGGAGCAGAUUGUUAGACAGACCUAUCAUGGUAAUUCCUGUGUUGCCACAGUCUAAACACAGCUCCUGGAACAACUCAUUGCACCUACACAGGCCUUACAAAGUGCUCAGCUAAACAUCUGCCUGCAAUCAAAUGCAGGAACAACUAACAACAAGGAUAUCCUGUUAACAGCAUAAGCCUAUUUUGUAGUAUGCUUUCCUUCUAAUUCAUCAGGAGAAAUCUGGCUUUUUCUAGGAGUUUUUUAAGCUUUCUAACAGUAAUUA
Vidua chalybeata is the source of this 2107-nucleotide messenger RNA. RefSeq lists its product as uncharacterized. NCBI's taxonomy places the organism in Eukaryota, Metazoa, Chordata, Aves, Passeriformes, Viduidae. The transcript has 2 exons. The record is from RefSeq and is a predicted model, not a curated record. Bases 45 to 422 code for a protein of 125 amino acids.